Messenger RNA from Durusdinium trenchii, 1092 nucleotides. The record is from the annotation of a GenBank genome assembly. NCBI's taxonomy places the organism in Eukaryota, Dinophyceae, Suessiales, Symbiodiniaceae.
UUGGCUCCAUCCACAGCUGUUUUGCGGAUGUGGCCUUUCUCUCCUUUGUUUGUCAAUCAUGUUUAACUGCUGUCAGGCCAAUGCUGACAAUCAGGCCGAAGUCGUAGACGCCACGCCUCCCAAAAAGGAGCAGGCUGUUGGACAAGAGUCUAGACCUUUGCACACGUAUCCCAAUGGCUCCACCUACACGGGAGAGUGGCUCGGUCCUCAUAGACACGGGCACGGCUUGCAGGUAUGGCCAGAUGGUGCUCGCUAUGAAGGUCAGUGGGAGAACGACAAGGCACACGGCUUUGGACGCUUCGAGCACACCGAUGGGGACAUCUAUGAGGGAAACUGGCUGGUGGACAAAGCUCACGGCCGAGGCACCUACACCCAUGCGAGUGGAUCGAAGUUCAGCGGUGAAUGGCAGGAUGACAAGCAGCACGGUUAUGGCGAAGAAACGUGGCCUGAUGGAGCGCGCUAUGUUGGAGAAUACGAGAACGGCUUGAAGUCAGGUCGAGGGGACUUCACUUGGGCUGAUGGGUCGAGUUAUUCAGGACAGUUCUUCGAGAAUGACAUCCAUGGGGAAGGAAAAUACAGUUGGGAGGAUGGCCGUGUCUACGAAGGUCAGUGGGACAGGAAUCGAAUGCACGGCAAGGGCAAAUUCAGAUGGGCAGAUGGCCGCGUCUAUGAAGGUGGCUACGUGAACGAUUCGAAGGAAGGCUAUGGGACCUUUAGUUGGCCUGAUGGGCGAUCUUAUCAAGGCCAAUGGGCUGAAGGGAAGCAGCAUGGGGAAGGCGUCUUCACCAACCAGCGAGGAGAGAGGAAAGUCGGGGAAUGGGUCCAUGGCAAGCGCCAAUCGUAGCGCCGCUUCUAGCGGUCCAUUUCCCCACAUACAUCGUCGUAGACCAUCAUCCAAGCAAAAGAUGACAGCUUCUGUCCAGCAAUCACGGUGUAAGUCAAGUGAAGCUUGCCAGAGGGUCAAAAUGCCCUGGAGGUCGGUUUUCUCUGUCAGAGACUCUCUUGUGCGGAAACCUGCACAAGAGCCUCUUCCGACUCCGCUCCUUGUUUGAUCUGAAAGACAGGGCUCUCCGAAGAUCAGGACAUGGACCG